GCGCAUUUUAAACAGUAUUGAGACAACACGUGGAUUUUGUUUUGUGUUUUAAUACAUUUCACCUUUCAGAUUGUUAUGAUAAUAUUAACAAACUGACCGAUUACAGAAUUGAUUCACGAUGCUACGAAGGCAGGCUCGUUUGCGACGAGAAUAUGUUUAUCGAAAAACACAAGAAAAUAAACUAAGGACAAUCCAAGAAAACAAGCAAACGAUAAAAAAAUCGCUUGAUGAAAAUCGACGAAUUCCUAGUCAGUUGGCAGAAAAUGCUAUUGAUAUUCAGAAAACCAUAGGGUGGGAUGACGAAGGAGGAGAAGGUGCAACAACUAAUGUUGAUGAUGAAUAUAAAUGGGCUGGAGUUGAAGACCCUAAAAUCAUUGUUACCACAGCAAGAGACCCCAGUUCCAAAUUAAAAGAAUUUGCGAAAGAAGUGAAAUUGCUUUUCCCGAAUAGCCAGAGAAUUAAUCGCGGACACUAUGAUAUAAAACAGUUGAUUGAAGCAUGUAGAGCAAACAGUGUUACAGAUCUUGUCAUUAUUUCUGAACAUAGAGGUACACCUGUCGGACUGAUUGUGUGUCAUUUGCCUUAUGGACCAACUGCUUACUUUUCUUUAUUUAAUGUGAUUAUGCGUCACGAUAUACCUGAAGUAGGAACCAUGUCUGAAGCGUUUCCACAUCUUAUAUUUCAAAAUUUUUCGUCAAAAUUGGGAAAUAGGGUACAAAGUAUUUUGAAAUACCUUUUUCCUGUUCCAAAAGAAGACAGUAAGAGGAUAGUAACUUUUAUUAAUGAUGAUGAUUUUAUAUCCUUUAGACAUCAUGUGUAUGAAAAGGGUGAAGGAAAAGAAAUCAAACUGAAAGAAGUAGGGCCCAGAAUGGAAAUGAAAAUAUAUCAAAUUAUACAAGGAACAAUUGAAAACACAGCAACAGCUGAUGUUGAAUGGGUUCAUAGACCAUACAUGAACACAGCUAAAAAACGCAAAUUUUUAUCUGAUGAAAUAUAAGUUACAGCUGUUACACUGUAUAUUGAUAUUAUCUUUUCUAUGUAUUGUAUAAUAUUUGUUAAAGAUACAUUAUGUAAGAUUUAGAUAAAGAACUAGCCAUUCUUGCUAUAAUAGUUCGAAAGUCGAUGUAAAAUGAAUAAUUUGAAAAUUUCAUUCAAAUUACUCUAUUGCAAGCGAAGAUAUUAGCCUUUGAAGGUUUGACAGACGUGUGCUAUAAUUUCAACCACCGUACUGGUUGAUCGAAGCUAAGUCUCCAUCCUCCAUAUUUGAUUAAAUCAAAGUAUCGCUGAACCAUUCUAAUCUAUUUAAUAUCGGAGAAAUCUGAUGUCAUCGUGAGUUGAUUAAGGCCUGGAUCAGUUAAUUAAUGUCUAAUUAAUACUUUAGAAAACAUUUCAAGCCUAAAGAAAGACCUGCAAUAGGCAGAUUUAGCUCUUGCAUAAUGCAUGUUUAAAGAUACCUUCCCACGUACUAACUGUAUGAUUUGAUGAUAUAUUUAGACUAAAAACAUAUUCAAAUUAAUUAAUCUAUCAAAAAUUUGCUUUAAAUCCUUCUCAAAACUGUGUAUUCCCGAGGAGAUACCCGAAGCUACAUGUAUGUUUAGAAGCCAUGUUUGUCACCUAACUUGAUUGAGGGAGGGUCCAUUUUUCAGAAUGUAUUUGUCAUUAGUUACUGUCCAUUUAUCAUUCAUAUUGAAGCCUAAGUAAAUUCUUGAAUUAAAUUCUGCCGUUUAAUUGCAGAGUCUGUUAUAUGUUUACACCCCUCAAUGUUCCCAAAAUCACCUAACCAUUCCAUCUAGAAAUAACAACUUCUCCCUAUCUUCUAUGUCAAGCUUGUAGACAAUAAGCCGUCGGGUUGCCAGUUGGUGAUACCCUGACAUUUUUUCCCAGUGCUUGCCCCAUAUGUGUUUUUUGGGUGAUCCAUUAUAUUUUUUUAGUAAGAUUGGGUGUCUAUAUACUUUCCAUAUAUACCAAAUUUGCCAUACUUUUAUUGGAAAUAACCACCGAUAACUAGUUUCAUGAGAAAGUAUCUUUAAUUUAAUUGAAUAUAAAAAAUUAAAACUAUGAAAAUAUUUAAA
Patella vulgata (common limpet) is the source of this 2072-nucleotide messenger RNA. Its product is annotated as U3 small nucleolar ribonucleoprotein protein IMP4. Gene Ontology annotation, biological process: rRNA processing. The coding region runs from base 119 to 997 and encodes 292 amino acids. Gene Ontology annotation, molecular function: rRNA primary transcript binding; snoRNA binding. Lineage: Eukaryota; Metazoa; Mollusca; Gastropoda; Patellidae. Gene Ontology annotation, cellular component: Mpp10 complex; nucleolus; small-subunit processome. The record is from RefSeq and is a predicted model, not a curated record. The transcript has a single exon.